GGGGAUCAGAUUCGUCAGUUCCCUACAGAACACACAGUAAGUCAGUUCGUAUUCGUUUUGCCCGUUGUUUGUUGAAGAGAAGAAACAAGUUACAUCUCCGUCAUGGCAAAGUUUGUGGUUUCGUUCGUCCUGUUGCUGGUUGCGGUUGUGAUUAGCGUACAAGGUCAGGGUCAUGGAGGUGGUCAUGGCCAUAACGAUGGUCAUGGAGGCCAUGGAGGAUUCCAGGGAGGCCAUGGACACGGAGUACAGGGCCAUGGAGUGCAGGGCCAUGGAGGACAGGGCGGACACGGACUAGCCCACGAUCAGCACGGUGGACAGCACGGUGGCCACGGUGGUUUUGGACACGGCAAGGCUGGACACGGAGGUCAAGGUCACCAAGGGUACAAGACACACGGAUACUAAUCAACGCAUCGUUAGCUCGUAGAAAGGAUGGAAUAAACUAUUCCGGUGAUUUACCCUUUUUUUUUAUAAAUAA
Messenger RNA from Anopheles darlingi, 475 nucleotides. RefSeq lists its product as uncharacterized. The transcript has 3 exons. The record is from RefSeq and is a predicted model, not a curated record. Lineage: Eukaryota; Metazoa; Arthropoda; Insecta; Diptera; Culicidae. Bases 103 to 402 code for a protein of 99 amino acids.